Molecule: messenger RNA, 1356 nt
Organism: Dioszegia hungarica
Lineage: Eukaryota; Fungi; Basidiomycota; Tremellomycetes; Tremellales; Bulleribasidiaceae
Product: polysaccharide synthase
Exons: 7
Coding region: 1-1356 (451 amino acids)
Source: RefSeq, a predicted model, not a curated record
AUGUUAUAUCUGACAGCCGACAAGUUCCCAGUCUUCGUGCCAUUCGGUAUCAUCGGUUUCUAUCGGUACUUCUGGUAUAUUAUCCGUCUACUCGCCUAUGCGACGUAUCGGCCUGUACCGUUGCCAGAGAAUCCCACGUACUCGGCGGACGAAGAUGUGACUAUCAUCGUGCCAACCAUCGAUGCGGGAGAGGAGUUCAGAGAAGCAGCCUUCUCAUGGCUCGAAGGAAAUCCCCGGGAGAUCAUCAUCGUCACGGAAGACAAGAUGCUUGGUCCUCUCCAAGAUCUCGCCAAUUCGGUCGCCCCCGAUAAGAUCCGCGUCCUCACCGUCCCCUUUGCCAAUAAACGUCUUCAAAUGGCACAUGGUAUCCGCAAUACCGAAUCGGACAUUAUCGUCUUUGCGGACGACGAUGCCAUCUGGCCGUCGACGCUCCUGCCCACCGUGCUCGCCUGCUUUGAGGACCAGCAGGUCGGCGGGGUGGGUACGAGUCAGCGGGUCAAGCCAUGCGGGGAACGUCUGACGAUCUGGGAGGUCCUCGCUGCCUUCCGGCUCACUAUUCGGAACAUCGAGAUCGCCUCGUCCACACAUAUUGACGGCGGAAUACCCUGUCUCUCCGGCCGGACCGCCGCGUAUCGGACCGUCAUCCUCAAAGACCCCGACUUCUUGCACGGCUUCACCAACGACCUCUGGCUCGGCAAAUACCACCUCAACUCGGGGGACGACAAGUUCCUCACGAGGUGGAUGGUCAGUCAUGGCUGGAACACGCAUGUCCAGGUGUGCAAGGAGGCGGAGCUGCUGUCGACGAUGAAGCCAAAUUGGCGCUUCUUGAAGCAGGUGCUGAGGUGGACGAGGAAUACCUGGCGGUCGGAUAUGCGGAGCGUGUUCAAGGAGCGCUACGUCUGGACAAAACACCCCUACGUGUGUUACACGAUGAUCGACAAAUUUAUCAAUCCCCUCACACUCCUCGUCGGUCCAAUAUUGGUCAUCGUCUUGAUCGUCAAGAGUACAAAACCGAUCGAUCAGGGAGGGUAUCACUUGCCCGCUUGGCGUAUCGUUGUCUCGUACCUCGUAUGGCUCCUGGCAACCCGUUCGCUCAAGCUCCUCCCGCACCUAUGGCACAACCCCUCCCAUAUCAUCUAUAUCCCCGUUUGGAUUAUUUUCGGCUACUACUUCGCAAUAAUGAAGAUCUACGCCCUUUUCACAUUACACGAGACUGGAUGGGGCACGCGUACUGGUAUCGGAGAUCCGGCACAGGAAAAGAUGGACGAGGAGCCACUCAACAGGAUGCCGGAGUACGGCGGGAAUGAGGCGAGAGGGUACGACCCAGAAGCGGUAGGGCGGGCACGAAAAGGAUGA